Messenger RNA from Lemur catta (Ring-tailed lemur), 7591 nucleotides. It is a transcript of the gene ABCC9, whose product is annotated as ATP binding cassette subfamily C member 9. The transcript has 41 exons. Gene Ontology annotation, cellular component: membrane. The coding region runs from base 255 to 4901 and encodes 1548 amino acids. NCBI's taxonomy places the organism in Eukaryota, Metazoa, Chordata, Mammalia, Primates, Lemuridae. Gene Ontology annotation, molecular function: ABC-type transporter activity; sulfonylurea receptor activity; ATP binding. The record is from RefSeq and is a predicted model, not a curated record. Gene Ontology annotation, biological process: transmembrane transport; potassium ion transport.
AAAUAAUCCGCUCCGGCGCACUGCCUGCUUCGGCUAGGGGAGGAAAACUGUCAUCGGAGAGGUCUGCGUCCGGGUUUGAAAUUUACAUCUUAAGGCAGUAUAGGAAGUGGAUGUUUUGAAAGUAGCACAAGUGCACCCGUAGGGGUUUGAAGCAGCCUCAAGUUGUUGCCCAAGGAAAAAUAUUGUUUGUGACCAUUGCUAAAUCAAUUAUCAAUGAAAGGAAAGAAAGAAAAGAGUAAACCAUAUAAGAAGAAAUGAGCUUUUCAUUCUGUGGUAACAACAUCUCUGCAUAUGAUAUCUACGGUGGUGUGUUAGAAAACCCCUGCUUUGUGGAUGCACUCAACCUGGUCCCUCAUGUCUUUCUGUUGUUCAUCACUUUUCCAAUAUUGUUUAUUGGAUGGGGGAGCCAAAGCUCAAAAGUACAAAUUCACCACAACACAUGGCUUCAUUUUCCUGGACAUAACCUGAGAUGGAUCCUUACCUUUGCUCUCCUAUUUGUGCAUGUCUGUGAAAUAGCAGAAGGCAUUGUUUCAGACUCACGGCGGGAGUCCCGGCAUCUCCACCUCUUCAUGCCGGCUGUGAUGGGAUUCGUUGCCACUACAACAUCGAUAGUAUAUUAUCAUAAUAUUGAAACAUCAAAUUUUCCUAAAUUACUUUUAGCCUUAUUCCUGUACUGGGUAAUGGCCUUUAUUACAAAAACAAUAAAGUUGGUGAAGGACUGGCAGUCUGGCUGGGGCAUAUCAGACCUGCGUUUCUGCAUCACAGGCAUGAUGGUCAUCUUGAAUGGGCUCUUGAUGGCUGUGGAGAUCAACGUCAUUCGAGUCAGAAGAUAUGUAUUCUUCACGACUCCUCAAAAAGUAAAGCCUCCUGAAGACCUCCAGGAUCUGGGAGUGAGAUUUCUUCAACCCUUUGUGAAUUUACUGUCAAAAGCAACAUACUGGUGGAUGAACACACUUAUCAUAUCUGCUCAUAAAAAGCCUAUUGAUCUGAAGGCGAUUGGAAAGUUGCCAAUAGCAAUGAGGGCGGUAACAAAUUAUGUGUGCCUGAAAGAUGCAUAUGAAGAACAAAAGAAAAAAGUAGCUGAUCAUCCAAAUCGGACUCCGUCUAUAUGGCUUGCAAUGUACAGUGCUUUUGGGCGACCAAUUCUACUUAGUAGCACAUUCCGUUAUCUGGCUGACUUACUGGGUUUUGCUGGACCUCUCUGUAUUUCUGGAAUAGUUCAGCGUGUGAAUGAAACCCAGAAUGGGACAAAUAACACAACUGGAAUUUCAGCGACCCUCUCAUCAAAGGAAUUUCUUGAAAAUGCUUAUGUUCUAGCAGUUCUUCUCUUCUUGGCUCUCAUUCUGCAAAGAACAUUUUUGCAGGCUUCCUACUAUGUAACUAUAGAGACUGGUAUUAACCUCCGUGGAGCUCUGCUGGCCAUGAUAUACAAUAAAAUCCUUAGGCUUUCUACAUCUAACUUAUCCAUGGGUGAGAUGACCCUGGGACAGAUCAACAACUUGGUCGCCAUUGAAACCAAUCAACUCAUGUGGUUUUUGUUCCUGUGUCCCAAUCUAUGGGCUAUGCCUGUUCAGAUCAUAAUGGGAGUGAUUCUGCUCUAUAAUUUACUUGGAUUAAGCGCAUUGGUUGGUGCAGCUGUCAUUGUGCUCCUUGCGCCAAUUCAGUAUUUCAUUGCUACAAAGUUGGCAGAGGCUCAGAAGAGCACACUUGAUUAUUCCACUGAGAGACUGAAGAAAACAAAUGAAAUAUUGAAAGGCAUCAAACUUCUAAAGUUGUAUGCCUGGGAGCACAUUUUCUGCAAAAGUGUGGAGGAAACAAGAAUGAAAGAACUGUCUAGUCUCAAAACCUUUGCACUUUAUACAUCACUCUCCAUCUUCAUGAAUGCAGCAAUUCCCAUAGCAGCUGUUCUUGCUACGUUUGUGACUCAUGCGUAUACCAGCAAGAACAAUCUGAAACCUGCGGAGGCCUUUGCUUCGCUGUCUCUCUUCCACAUCCUGGUCACCCCCCUCUUCCUGCUCUCCACAGUGGUCAGAUUUGCAGUCAAAGCCAUCAUAAGUGUUCAAAAGCUGAAUGAGUUUCUCUUGAGUGACGAGAUUGGUGAUGACAGCUGGAGAACUGGUGAAGGUUCUCUCCCUUUUGAGUCCUGCAAGAAACACACUGGAGUUCCGAAAACUAUAAACAGGAAGCAGCCUGGAAGAUAUCACCUGGACAGCUAUGAGCAAUCAACACGACGUCUACGCCCCGCGGAGACAGAGGAUAUUGCAAUAAAGGUCACAAAUGGAUACUUUUCAUGGGGCAGUGGUUUAGCGACAUUAUCCAAUAUAGAUAUUCGAAUUCCAACAGGUCAGUUAACCAUGAUUGUGGGACAAGUGGGAUGUGGAAAGUCCUCUCUCCUCCUUGCCAUCCUCGGUGAGAUGCAGACACUGGAAGGGAAAGUUCACUGGAGCAAUGUAAAUGAAUCUGAGCCUUCUUUUGAAGCAACCAGAAGUAGGAGCAGGUAUUCUGUGGCUUAUGCAGCUCAAAAGCCUUGGCUAUUAAAUGCUACGGUAGAAGAAAAUAUUACCUUUGGAAGUCCUUUCAACAAACAAAGGUACAAAGCUGUCACAGAUGCCUGUUCUCUUCAGCCAGAUAUUGACUUAUUACCAUUUGGAGACCAAACUGAAAUUGGAGAGAGGGGAAUCAACCUGAGUGGGGGCCAGAGGCAGAGAAUCUGUGUGGCACGAGCUCUUUAUCAAAACACCAACAUCGUCUUCUUGGAUGAUCCAUUCUCUGCCCUGGACAUUCAUUUGAGUGAUCACUUAAUGCAGGAAGGGAUUUUGAAAUUUCUCCAAGAUGACAAAAGGACUCUCGUUCUUGUGACUCACAAAUUACAGUAUCUGACACAUGCUGACUGGAUUAUAGCUAUGAAAGAUGGAAGUGUACUAAGAGAAGGGACUUUGAAGGACAUUCAAACCAAAGAUGUUGAGCUUUAUGAACACUGGAAAACACUUAUGAAUCGGCAAGAUCAAGAAUUAGAAAAGGACAUGGAAGCCGACCAGACAACUUUAGAGAGGAAAACUCUCCGAAGGGCCAUGUAUUCAAGAGAGGCCAAAGCCCAAAUGGAGGAUGAAGAUGAAGAGGAAGAAGAGGAAGAAGAUGAGGAUGAUAACAUGUCCACUGUAAUGAGGCUCAGGACUAAAAUGCCAUGGAAAACCUGUUGGCGGUACCUCACUUCUGGAGGAUUCAUCUUGCUCCUCCUGAUGAUUUUCUCUAAGCUUUUGAAGCAUUCAGUCAUCGUAGGUAUAGACUAUUGGCUGGCCACAUGGACGUCAGAGUACAGUAUAAACAGUACUGGAAAAACUGAUCAGACCUACUAUGUGGCUGGAUUUAGCAUCCUUUGUGGAGCAGGUAUUUUCCUUUGCCUGGUUACAUCUCUCACUGUAGAAUGGAUGGGUCUCACAGCUGCCAAAAAUCUUCACCACAACCUUCUCAAUAAGAUAAUUCUUGGACCAAUAAGGUUCUUUGAUACUACACCCCUAGGACUAAUUCUCAAUCGCUUUUCAGCUGAUACUAAUAUCAUUGAUCAGCACAUCCCUCCAACUUUGGAAUCUUUAACUCGCUCAACACUGCUCUGCCUGUCUGCCAUCGGGAUGAUUUCUUUUGCUACUCCUAUGUUCCUGGUUGCUCUUUUGCCCCUUGGGGUUGCCUUUUAUUUUAUCCAGAAAUACUUCCGAGUUGCCUCUAAGGACCUCCAAGAACUUGAUGACAGCACCCAGCUGCCUCUGCUUUGCCACUUCUCAGAAACAGCUGAGGGACUCACCACCAUUCGGGCCUUUAGGCAUGAAACCAGAUUUAAACAACGUAUGCUGGAACUGACGGACACAAACAACAUAGCCUACUUAUUUCUCUCAGCUGCCAACAGAUGGCUGGAGGUUAGGACGGAUUAUCUGGGAGCUUGCAUUGUCCUCACUGCAUCUAUUGCAUGCAUUAGUGGGUCUUCCAAUUCUGGAUUGGUGGGCUUGGGUCUUCUGUAUGCACUUACGAUAACCAAUUAUCUGAAUUGGGUUGUGAGGAACUUGGCUGACCUGGAGGUCCAGAUGGGUGCAGUGAAGAAAGUGAACAGUUUCUUGACUAUGGAGUCAGAGAACUAUGAAGGCACCAUGGAUCCUUCUCAAGUUCCAGAACAUUGGCCACAGGAAGGGGAGAUCAAGAUUCAUGAUCUGUGUGUCAGAUAUGAAAACAAUCUGAAACCUGUUCUUAAACAUGUCAAGGCUUACAUCAAACCUGGGCAAAAGGUGGGCAUAUGCGGUCGCACUGGCAGUGGGAAGUCGUCUCUAUCUCUGGCUUUCUUCAGAAUGGUUGAUAUAUUUGAUGGAAAGAUUGUCAUUGAUGGGAUAGACAUUUCUAAACUACCACUGCACACACUCCGUUCUAGACUUUCAAUCAUUCUGCAGGAUCCAAUCCUAUUCAGUGGUUCUAUUAGAUUUAAUUUAGAUCCAGAGUGCAAAUGCACAGAUGACAGACUCUGGGAGGCUCUAGAAAUUGCUCAGCUGAAGAACAUGGUCAAAUCUCUACCGGGAGGUCUAGAUGCAGUUGUCACUGAAGGUGGGGAGAAUUUUAGUGUUGGACAGAGACAGCUGUUUUGCCUUGCUAGAGCCUUUGUUCGCAAGAGCAGCAUUCUCAUUAUGGAUGAGGCGACAGCUUCCAUUGACAUGGCCACGGAAAACAUUUUGCAGAAAGUGGUAAUGACAGCCUUUGCUGACCGCACCGUUGUUACAAUAGCUCAUCGGGUUCACACUAUUCUGACGGCAGACCUGGUUAUUGUGAUGAAGCGAGGAAAUAUUUUAGAAUAUGACACUCCGGAAAGCCUCUUGGCUCGGGAAGAUGGAGUAUUCGCCUCUUUCGUUCGUGCAGACAUGUGAAGGGGUGUCUUAGAGUGAUGCAUGUGUUUAAAAUAAUGCAGUUGUAACCUAUUUAAUGGAUCAUCAGACUGACCUUCAUAAAGUGGCAUCUUAAACUUUUACACAUUUUGCACAAGAAAAGAAGUUGACAUUUCUUUUUCCUGCUUUUUAAACAGUUUUCUGAGAUAUUACUGCUUAAUGUGUUCAUUACUGGUGUUUUUAUAAUGAUCAAGCCACUCCUCUUUUAAGGAUAACAGGUUGUAUUAAAAUAUGUACGCUACUUUAAGAGGUAAAUCAACAGCUUAUGUUUUCUCAUAACUUUGGUAAAUAUCUCUCAGGCAUAGAAGUUGCAAUGAGUAGUCAGUAUUAUUAUCCUCCUAUUUGUAAGAAUAUAUUUUCUUUGUUGUUGGAACAGCAGAUGUUCCUGGAAGAGAAUUUUUAUUCUUUUGAAGGGCACGUUUUCUAAUGAAACAUUCAUGUUCUUUACCUGUUUUAGGAGAAUAUUUUUUAUAUUCAUUAACAUUAGUAGUAUUGAUGUCUUUAGCAGUCUCUUUUUUUUUUUCCUCUAAAUUGUUUCCUGUCACCAAGAAGUUAUCACAUUUAUAGUAGUUCUAUAAAGCCAAAGCCUUAACUAGAAAGAUCAUGAAAAGAGUAUGGAUAUUUGAAAAAUUAUUCUUAAGUUUCUAUGUUUUCCUAUUCAGUAAGGAGAGAAUUCUUAUAAUACCAGGCAUAAUGUGCCUUUUCCAGCCUGAAGUUCAAAGAGUGGUUAAGUUCAGUUUUUCAGUGGUAAGCCAGCUAAGCUUCCUCUAGUUUAACUCAUCAGUAGCUGUGGUUGUGAUUCUGAGCGCUUAAGUGCCACAAUAUUCAAGAUUUAAAGGAGCAUAGGGAAGUGGCCUUACUUGUCACAGAAUACACACACACAGACACACACAAACACACACACACACACACACACACCCCAUAUCUUAGCCAUACGUUAGGCAGGUGAACAUUCCUCUAAGGUGCCAGAUACUUCCUACAAAACAGUCCAAUGGUAGGGUGGAAAUAUCUCACACUUUGAAGUUAUACAUAUAACAAGUAUCUAUUUCUAGCUAGAAGAGUUUAUUUCAUCUAGAUAUUUAUGCCAAAUGGUGUCUCACACAUGCGUCCAUUUGCUGCUGCUAUAAUUUUAAUGUGCAUGUAAAAAGUAUACCAAAAAUGUUAUUCAAAUUUUGAUGUGCCUGGAAAGAGCAUAUCAAAAAUUGAUGGGAUAUUAGUGUUAUUUUUUGCUUAAAUGUAAAUUAAUAAAUUUAAAAGUACUAAAACUUACCUUCACUGUCAUGCUAACAACCACAGUUUCUACAAUUCUGUGCCCACCCAGUAUAAAUAUCAUUGAUUUGAUUUUCAUAUGAGGAUCUGCAUGCGUUGUAAUAUUUUGAAGACUUACAAUUGAUGGAUAAAGAGAAAUUAUGCUGCCUUCCUGCAGUUCCUGUGUUCCAUUUAUUGUAUGAUGUAUUCACUCUUGGAAAAUCUGUAAUACUUGUGUAUCCAGAAUAUGUAAUUUUUGUCUUCACCCAAAUAUAGAAUCCUAAUAUUUAUAAAAAAUAAAUUCCAUAAAGAUGGACAAAAGCAGUUCAUGUUAUUUGGCGUAAAUUGACACCCUUUGUUGUAUAUAUAAAAUUUCAUUGGAAGAAAAUAGCCUUAUUGUUUCUUGAAAGUUAAACAGAACAGAAUCAGUACCCAUUAAUUCGAUCUUGAAAAUGUUUUCUAAAAAUUGAACCAAUCUCCUAAGCUAUUGCUGGUGUAAAAAUGUUUUGUAGGGAUGAAUUUGCAUGAUGCUUCUUACUGAACUAUACCUCAUUCUCAGAGAAAUGGGUUUUUACCCAUGGAAAUAAUGUCCUAUGAUAUUUUUAAAUUAUACUGCUAUAUAGCCAACCUCAGUAGAAGCAUAUCUAAUCACACUAUACUGAGAAUCACAUUGCACCCACGUGGUUGCUGGUCCCCUCAUAACUUUUAGUUACGUGAGUUGAGUAAAUGUUUAAUUGUUUACAAAACUAAAUGGACUAACUAAAGUGAAGCAUAAUGUUUUUAAUUGAUUAAUCAUUUAUUUUGUUAUAUGUAUUAUCUAUUGAAUACGGAAAUGACUCAUGAUGAAAUAAUUUUUUACUGUAUAGGUACAUAUCUAUAAAGGACCAGUUUAACCAAAUGAAAUUUUACACUUAAUUAACCAAACCAAUUUGAGAAAUUUUAAUUCCUUAAUAUUUACAAAAAGCAAUAAAUGCAUAAAGCUUUAUGGUAAAAUAACAGGGCUACUGAUGUCACUGAGAGAGAAAAGAUAUUUCCCUUAAAGGAUUGUGCAUCCUCUAUUUUUAUUCUAUUAGUCAUGAUUUAUUUAAAAGUCUACUCAGUUGUAGAUUAGCUACCAGAAGACUUCUAAGCAACUGAUACCUGAGAUCUGGGACCAUCUCUUGUUUGUCUUUGUGCCCUGUUCCUAGCCCACAGUUGGCCCUAAUAAAUAUAGUUGACUGAGUCAUUGAUUAGUUUUGCCACUAGCCAUAUGCCUACAAUAAGGGUUAUUCUCUUCACUUUUCUGUGUUGUGUUUAUGCUACUAUUUAUUCUCUACAAUAUAUGAAAUAUGUUUAUUCUCUAUAAUAAAUAUGUUUAUCUCUAUAAUAUAUAAAAACAUACUGACUUAUCAUUAUGUAAUAAAUAACUCUUUUUGUUCGCUUAA